Molecule: messenger RNA, 625 nt
Organism: Didymella exigua CBS 183.55
Lineage: Eukaryota; Fungi; Ascomycota; Dothideomycetes; Pleosporales; Didymellaceae
Exons: 1
Source: RefSeq, a predicted model, not a curated record
GUCAAGCUUGAGGGGGGGGUGCAGACCUGCAGGCUGUUCCUCGGCGCGGUUGUCUUCGCCGCGGCGAUCUCUCCAAUCUACUCUUACACACCAGACUUAGACAACUACCGCGCCAGAAUUGCUCAGUCCCGAAUCGAUCUUGAUCUGUCACUUGCGCACCAGAAGUCUGCCUGGAUUACUACCUGGGACGACCACGAAGUCAGCAACAACGGCUGUCGUGACGAUUCAUCAGUCGUCAACAACACCGAGAGCUCCUUCUUCCGCAUCGGUGGUGUUUCUGUUGACCAGCGCAAGAUGGACGCUGUUCGCGCCUACUUCGAGUGUAUGCCAAUUCGCCAGGUCAACCUGAAUGACGAUCUGCAUAUAUGAAGGAAAUUUUAGAUGGGAAAGUUGUCUGACUUAAUUGUCCUUAACACACGAAACUAUGACCGUUCGAUUGUGGACCAAAAUAGACUACCAACUAUGUCACCUCCAUUAGGGACAAUGCAGGAAGGUCUUUGACGGCCUCAAACCAGGAAAAUUGAUUGUACCGCACUCUGUCAGAAAGUAAGGAGAAAGGUGCCACAUGGCGUGCUAUCAGCAACCAGACCAUCUUCUCGAGAGUUAACAUCUCCUCAUGGUUUGG